GGCGCGGGGCGUCUGCAGCUGGGCAGCGCGCGGCCUCGGGGCGGCGCAGAGCGGAGCUGCGGGGAGGCGGCGGCACGCGGGCCCGGUGCGCUCGGCCCCGGCACACUGGGCAAGUUCGCGGCGGCAGCAUGCGGCGGUAACGCCGCACCGGCCUCCGCGCCUGCCAGCCGGCGAGCGCAGGCGGUGGAGCAGGCGGCGGCGGCGGCGGAGGAUGUACCGUCGCCGACGGCUAGACGCCCCGGGCCAGCGCGCAGGCACCUUGCAGAACAAGGAGUAGCUUGCUGACUUUGAACGUGUGGCAGGUAUUUCAGAAAGCUUCAAGAUCAAGUUGGAGAAAAAAACAGUUAUUUUUCCUUAUUCGUCUGCUUCAAUAUUAUUCUUAUUGGGAAUGGACAAUGGAAUGUUCUCUAGCUUUAUCAUGAUCAAGCACCUCCUUUUCUUUUGUAUUUCCAUGAACUUAGCCAGUCACUUUGGCUUUUCACAAAUGCCAACCAGUUCAUCAAAAGACGAGACCAAUGACAACAUCACGAUAUUUACCAGGAUCUUGGAUGGGCUCUUGGAUGGCUAUGACAACAGACUGAGGCCUGGGCUUGGAGAGCGCAUCACCCAGGUGAGGACGGACAUCUACGUCACCAGCUUCGGCCCGGUGUCCGACACGGAAAUGGAAUACACCAUAGAUGUGUUUUUCCGGCAAAGCUGGAAAGAUGAAAGGCUUCGCUUUAAAGGGCCCAUGCAGCGCCUGCCUCUCAACAACCUGCUUGCCAGCAAAAUCUGGACUCCGGACACGUUCUUCCACAACGGGAAGAAGUCCAUCGCCCACAACAUGACCACGCCCAACAAGCUGCUGAGGCUGGAGGACGACGGCACCCUGCUCUACACCAUGCGCUUGACCAUCUCUGCAGAGUGCCCAAUGCAACUAGAGGACUUUCCGAUGGACGCCCAUGCAUGCCCUCUGAAAUUUGGCAGCUAUGCAUACCCAAACUCUGAAGUUGUCUAUGUCUGGACCAACGGUACCACCAAGUCAGUGGUGGUGGCAGAAGAUGGCUCCAGGCUGAACCAGUACCACCUGAUGGGACAGACAGUGGGCACCGAGAACAUCAGCACCAGCACAGGUGAAUACACAAUCAUGACGGCCCAUUUCCAUCUGAAGAGGAAGAUCGGGUACUUUGUCAUCCAGACCUACCUUCCCUGCAUAAUGACCGUGAUCUUGUCGCAGGUGUCCUUUUGGCUGAACCGAGAGUCGGUCCCAGCCAGGACUGUGUUUGGGGUGACCACGGUGCUGACCAUGACAACCCUCAGCAUCAGCGCCCGGAACUCUCUGCCCAAAGUGGCCUACGCCACGGCCAUGGACUGGUUCAUCGCCGUGUGCUACGCCUUCGUGUUCUCCGCGCUCAUCGAGUUCGCCACGGUCAACUAUUUCACAAAGAGAGGCUGGGCCUGGGAUGGUAAGAAAGCCUCGGAAGCAGCCAAGGUCAAGAAAAAAGAGCGGGAACUUAUACUAAAUAAGUCAACAAAUGCUUAUACUACUGGGAAGAUGACCCACACCCCCAACAUCCCAAAGGAGCAGACUCUGGCGGGGACCUCAAAUGCAUCUUCAGUCUCCGUGAAACCUUCCGAAGAGAAGACUUCUGAAACCAAAAAGACUUAUAACAGCAUCAGCAAAAUUGACAAAAUGUCACGAAUUGUAUUCCCAGUCUUGUUUGGCACUUUCAACUUAGUUUACUGGGCAACAUAUUUGAAUAGGGAGCCGGUGAUUAAAGGGGCUGCCUCUCCAAAAUAACCCGCCUGUUGCAUUCCCAAACUCCCAGAGCCAUACUUCCAACAGAAUGGUAUCCAGGAGAGGUUGAUCUUGGAGGAACUUUCCAUAUUUGGGCACUAUCUUUCAGGAAAUUUUUGCAUGUUUAAUAAUGUGUACAAUAAUAUUGCCUUGAUGUUUCUAUAUAUAACGUCAGAUGUUUCAAAGAUGUCACAUUGAUAAAUAAAGCAAACAACUUUUAGAAAAACAGGAGACAAUGGCUCUGACACUCAGAUGCUCAGUAUCUUACAUUGAUAGUUUACAACCAAGAUAAGUAUAUUUUUAACUGUUCCAAGUGUUACCUAACAAUGUUUUUUAUACUUCAAAUGUCAUUUCAUACAAAUUUUCCCAGCAAAUAAAUAUUUUAGGAAACGCUCCAUGAUUAUUACUUGACCAGUUCUCGCAAGAAACAAAGAUCACAAGGAACACAUUUUUCAUUAAAAAGGAAACUGUGGGCAUUUAUGUACAAAACUAAUUGCUUUUGAUAAUUCUUACUAUUCUGAAACUAGAAAGUACUGCAUGAUCUUACACUGAGGUAGAAUAGGUAAAUAUUUAUGCAGAUAAAUUUAAUAACAAAACUAUGUGGUAAGCUAGUCAAAAUACUUCCCUAAGGAAAAAUUUAACAGCUUAAAAAACCCUUUUUUGGGGGGAAGAAAGAAACUUUUAUCUGUUCCUUUAUCUCCUCCCUACUAACUGAAUAAUGACCAAGAUAAAGAAGGAAACAUUAAAACCAACAGUGAUGUAAUGAAGUCUCAGCAUUUGGUCUGUUUGUUCAUUGUCUGAAACAUUGACCACUUCUCGCUGCAGUCAGCGUGUAGUGCUUCAGUGGUGAGAAAUUGUAAUUGACUUACUUUCCAUUUUAUUUCCUUGUAUGUAUGUCAAGGUUGACUUAUUGCUUUGUUAGCUUUUGUAUAUGAGCCUUAAAUGUUCAUUAAAAAAUAAAAAAGAUAA
Messenger RNA from Manis pentadactyla (Chinese pangolin), 2746 nucleotides. It is a transcript of the gene GABRA5, whose product is annotated as gamma-aminobutyric acid type A receptor subunit alpha5. The record is from RefSeq and is a predicted model, not a curated record. The coding region runs from base 389 to 1780 and encodes 463 amino acids. Gene Ontology annotation, molecular function: benzodiazepine receptor activity; GABA-gated chloride ion channel activity; GABA-A receptor activity. NCBI's taxonomy places the organism in Eukaryota, Metazoa, Chordata, Mammalia, Pholidota, Manidae. Gene Ontology annotation, biological process: gamma-aminobutyric acid signaling pathway; synaptic transmission, GABAergic; regulation of postsynaptic membrane potential. The transcript is spliced from 11 exons. Gene Ontology annotation, cellular component: neuron projection; dendrite membrane; GABA-A receptor complex.